This is a messenger RNA of Rhipicephalus microplus (southern cattle tick), 5131 nucleotides long. RefSeq lists its product as uncharacterized. Lineage: Eukaryota; Metazoa; Arthropoda; Arachnida; Ixodida; Ixodidae. Gene Ontology annotation, biological process: non-motile cilium assembly; microtubule anchoring at centrosome; protein localization to centrosome. Gene Ontology annotation, cellular component: ciliary basal body; centrosome; centriolar satellite. The record is from RefSeq and is a predicted model, not a curated record.
GAUCCGGAUUUUGCCUGAGCAUCGCUGCCUGUCCGCUGGACCCUGCGAUAUGCCGGCGUGUCCUGUGUGUUUUGGCGCAUGAACUCGCGGACACGUUUGGAAUCCGUCUUCAGUACUUGCGUUAUUGCUUUUCUUCACGUGAAAGUGACGGCGCCGCCUUCUCAGCGAUAUCUGCGCCGCACCUAACCGGGUUCCAGUUGUUUUCUAUGCAGGGGUGAUGCUCAACAACUUCUACUAAAUAUGCAACGACGCAACACCGACCCUGAUCAGGCCCGACGAAAUGCAAGGGCAGACAGGGCGUCCCCAAGCACUGCUUCAGUUGGCAGUGCAUCAUCUGCCAGUAAGAACACUAAUCGGGCUCAUGACACAAGUGCCUUGACCAGCCGAUUGAAACACCUGGAUGAUUGCAUGCGGCAGGUGAAAAGCCUGAUGAAAAACCUUGAGAAGUCUGAAGAUCCUCGUGCUCUAGAAGAACUGUGUCGUUUGCAAAGGCUUUAUAGCGACUUGGCGGACAAGUCCGACUCAAUGCAGUCCCUUUUGGACCAGAUGGCUCAGCAACAGUUAGUGACCCUACAUCAGAUGCUGGAUCAACUGAACAUUGAACAUGCUAAUACUGACGAUCGCAAAGGAAGGUUCAAUGCCCUCGACCUGCGGCAGCGCCACUUGAAUGAACGCCUGUUAGAAACUGGAGGGCGUGAAGCUUCUCCAGCUUCUGCAUCUGGCAGCCUCGACAAUGGUCUCAAUAGCCAUCCGGCUGACGACCCACAGUAUGCGCAGCUGCUACAAGAGGAGAAGGAGAGUUUGAUGGAGCAGAAUGCAGUCAUAAGAAAGAUUAUAGAAUCUCAGAAAAAGCUUUCAGCACUGCGAGAGCAGCAUGACAUAAUCAGGAGUGUUCAAAAGAAAGCUGAAAACAAACUAGCAGAGGCAAAGGCCUUUCAAGACCAACUGGCUGCUAGCCAUCCAGACUUGAGUGUGUGGGUCAGCGAGAUGCAGCGUGAAACAGCUGCCGGCACGCUGCCGAUGCCACCAACGUCUUCUUUGCGGGAAUCUAAGAGGGCUGCGCCAUCCCGACGCCCCCAUCAUGGUGCAUCUGCACCUCCAUCCGAUGUCGCCUGUUGUGGUGAUAGCAAUUGGAACUGGUCUGCUGACUCGGCUGCAGAUGGGGCUUCAGCUGACGCUCUUCUUGGAGCCGUGGGUGGUCACCCAGCUGGUGAUGUGGAAUUUGAACAGUUGGAACGGCGAGUGCAGCAGUUGCAGAGAUUACUCGGUCAAGAAGACAAGUUUGACAUUGCUGACUUGGAGAACGCUACAGUGGAUGGCAAUGCUACAGAUCUGCAAGCCAGCCAAGUAACGGCAAACAUUCAAGCUUUGCAAGAACAGAAAUCUCAGGUAGAUCAACUUCUGCAUGAACUCUCCACACUGAAAAUGGAGGCCUGCAGACUUAGCAUCCAAAGUAAUCCAAGUGCUGGCAAUGCUAGUGAAGGUUCCAAAGGGGUUUCUUCACCGAGAGGCCCAACAAAGUUCUCGACUUCUUUUGAGCAGCCAUCAAUGAAAGACAAAAGGAGGCAAGUUAAUGAGAUGCGCAAGACUUUACAGCAGCUGAAGUCUGCAGUAAGAAAGCUUGACCAAGGAGAUUUGUCUGGUGCAGGGGGCAAUUCUUCGAAUGCUUUACAAGAGGCCCAGCCAAAGUCAAGAGGAAGUGCCGCAUACAAGAAAGACAAUCUGCAAGGGGACUUUCCCGCACGGCGGCACUACGAAGCAGAGGGACGAGCCAAUGAGGAGCCUGAUGUUGGGCCCGGAGCAACAGCUGCGGCCCCUGUCCCCGUACAGCCACCAGCUGACCCUGCAAGUGCAUCUCAGGCAAGAGCUAAUGGAGACAUGCUGGCCGAGAAAGUCAGACAGCUUCAGACGACACGCAGUCAGCUCCAGUACCUGCAAUCUCUGGUUGCUUCAUUCCAAGAUGGCAACUCUGAACCUGCCACGAGUGCCCAGAGGAGCGGUGUGUCGUCAAGUGGAGAGAGCGACCUUCGAAAGGAGCAGCAGAAGCAGCGUCACAACCUGGAGCAACUGCAGGAGCAACGGCUGCGUCUCUCCUUGCUGAGGCAACAGGUUGCGACCAAUCAGGCACCGAUGGCUAAGAACCAACUGCGUGUCGCCCCGGAAGGCCCCGCCCAGCACUUGCCCGCAACAAGCCCCAGGGGGGCCUCAGCCGAUCCGGCCCUCUCCCCAACCAAGAAGGACAACGUCACUUUGCCCAAGAAUCUCUACGACACCACCAAGGCCAGUAACCGUUUGCAUGACAACUCUUCCAACCUUGAGUCCUUAAGUCGGGACAAGGCCAUUCUCGAAGAGCUGUUACAGCAAGAGCGAAGCAAGCAGCUUCUUUCCUAUUCCCACAACGAGGAUGUGCGGAGCCUCAGCUCGUGCUCCGCAAGUACAGAGCCCAUUGAUGGCAUGAACUUUGGGACAGGAAGCGUCAUGGCCGGAGGAAACACAACAAUUGCUGCCACUUGGGGUGGCUCUAGUACGCAGGAGAACUUGGAAGACGAUGAGGAUGAUGACGAGGACAGGCAGGAAGGCAGCAUUGGGGCAGGCCAUGACUCCGAAGGAAGCCGAAGUGAUGUUGAGAAUGACACUGGGCGUUCUAUGCCGCCACCUCUUGCUGGGAAAGAUCGCCAUCACGUGUCUGCAGAACCAGCUGUUCUACCAACUAAGCGGGCCGACAACAGACUCACUAAUACACAUGCAUCCAAAGUUAAUGGUACUUGCAGCGGGAGCAGUCAAUGGGGCCUUUGGCAAAGUACUGCUGGCGUGAUCGGUACUCCCUUGCAACGUCAACAUUCAUCUGGUGCCCAGGGUGAUUCAUCACACGCCCCUCCUGAAGUUGAAUCUCUCCAGUCCAUGCCCGGGGUAUCUGGACUCCCUAUGGUUCCAGGAUGGCAUCAACUCUCACAACACCUUUUGCAACAGCUGGAAAACACCAAUGCGAUGUACCAGUCAAUCCUGCAAGAGCAACAGGCGUUUGGCACCUCUGCUGCUGCCGUGUCCCCAGGUCCACAAUUUCGAGCUCCAAACACAGACGUCCUCCACCACUAUGCAAUUCAGCAGCAACUGCUUCUCAGCAUCAUCCACUGCUACCAACUCUUGAGCAUCCAGCAGAUGGAGAUCAGCCAGUUACAGCAAGCCAGCCAUCAGCAGAGCUGUUCGCCGAGUGUAGAUGAUGGUCUGAGGGGACCGAGCUUGCAGCCGUUGGAUCAAGGGGGUCCCUUCGUGGUGGAACCAGAUUCCACAGGUAUCUGGGCACAUGGCGUGCCCACAGCUGCCCUUCAUUCGUCUGGACCCCAUGUGCCUCGACCUCUGGUAACUGCUGAAACCAGAGGUGCUCCUCCGGGAGCCACACUCAACAACCAGGUGGUUCCAGGCAGCCGUGCCAACAACUUUUGGGAUAACUUUAGAAGCUACUCCCGUCAAAAUCUUCUGUCAAAUCCUGGGACAGUACCAAAGACCAAUGAAUUACCCGCCAAUUUUCAGGUCCAGCAAUCUCAUCCCAGUGGCCCAGUACUAACAGCAGCUUCAUCUAGGACGAAGAUGUGGGCUUCCCCACGUGAUUCAAGGGACGGCCCUCCAGCAUUUUCAUCAGCUGGUUCAACCAGUCAGCCUAGCCAUGUGAGGCCUGUGCAAAACGUGUGGCCUCAGGAGUCACCUGGAAAUCGAACAAACGACUCAAAGCAAGCCAACGGUGUUCAAGGCCAUAUGUGCGGUGUCGAACAUGCAGCUGAAGCCCUCAAUAUAUCUCCCAGGCGACGGCCAACAUCUCAGCAGCAGCAACAGCAGCAGCCUGCAUGCGAUGUCCUGAAAAUGUCCAUUGGGGCUGAAGUGUCACGAUUGCUCGAGGGCAAAGAAGAUGCAGCUAGCUUGGCUGCAGUGCUCCACCAACUGCAGCUCCUCAACACUCCCCAGCCUGACCUCACCUCAGGCCAGGCAUGUGGUGGGGCAAGACGCAAGGUUCCAUUGUCAACAAAAAGCAACAUCCCCAAAGAGAAUCGUGCGCAAAAUGGUGACCGCCACCUGAUGUUUCAAAGAGGUGCCUCCGAGUCAUCACCUGACCUUGUGACUAGUGUUGAACUUGCAAAUGACAGCCGUUCCAGGAUUGAGGAAACCCUAUCAGAUUCAUCCUUUGACAAGAACAUUGCAAGGCCUCUGGCGGCAGUCACAGCUCGGAAGAGAGCUAAACCUCUGUGCAGCCCUGCUAGCCAGCCCCCCCAGCUUUCCACAAUGGCUGCGGCUUCCAUGGAAAGAACUGCUCCUGCUGAACACAUGGUUGCAGAGCGAGAUUGUGGCACCAAUGAGGAUCAAGCAGCUUCGGCCAGACCAAUAGAUCCUGUGUUUGAGCAGGCUUGGCCAGAGAAGGACACAACAGUUUCAGCUCCUCAAGCUGCAGAGCUGCCUCAUCCUGGUAGUGAGGGUCCUGUGGCAGAGCAAUUGCCAGUAUUGGACAACAACAUGCUCAUGAUGGCGGAGGCCCAUGCCUUGCGUGGUGUGAAUCAAGAUGUGCAGCAGGCUAUGUACAACAUUGAACUGGCUUUUCUGCAACAAGGCCUUGCACCUGGCGGCGAGCAGCAGGGUGAAGAAGCGGAAGAUGACGAAGAUCGUGAGCUGGAAACUGAGCCCGAGGCUGAGGGAACCCAAGAUUUGGCCGAAGCCGAUCAGUCGCCUGCCGCAGAGCAAGAUGCCGACGACCAGCAGCCUGAAGACGUGGCAGCACCAGCGUUGUUGGGGGCUGUAGGGGGAGCUGAAGGUGGUGUGGCAGAACAGCCUAUGGAUGAUGCUGCCUCAAGGCAACCAGCAUCUGAUGCAUCAGAAGUCUCACAUGAAGAUGCAGUGCCAAGGACCGAAUCCGAAGAUGAUCCUCCUCGCCAACAUGAGGGCUCUCAGCCCCCGCCUAGCUAGUUACUUGAAUCGUGGAGCAUUUAUAAAUCAAAAUCAGUGAACUCCAUGUUACAUUGAUGAGUCAUUGAGAUCUUAAUGUUUUGAUGUUUAUUCGAUUAUUUUUGUGCAACCUUCUCUCCUAAUAAAGUAAUGGUAUUUUUGCCCACCAACUGACAUGACCAAUAAAGUCAUCACUUGUUCA